This is a messenger RNA of Guyanagaster necrorhizus, 695 nucleotides long. RefSeq lists its product as uncharacterized. Lineage: Eukaryota; Fungi; Basidiomycota; Agaricomycetes; Agaricales; Physalacriaceae. The transcript has 5 exons. The record is from RefSeq and is a predicted model, not a curated record. Bases 26 to 535 code for a protein of 169 amino acids.
AACCACCCCUUAGGUGACCCGAAUAAUGGGCAAAUACCCUUCUCCUCUCAUUAGAUACGAGAAUGCCUCUCCUCUCCCGACCGGCGUCAACCCAAAGGGUGAAUCGCUGACGAAUGACAUACAGAAGGACGAGCAGGGAAAGCCAGUGCUCAGCAAGGCGUACGACGAGUUUAUGGACCCAAUUGAUAAAAAGAAUAAUGGGUUCGACUUUCACAUCUAUUAUAUGCAGAAUGCUCCGGACGAGAUGGAGUAUGGCAGGAAGCUGCAUGAAAGAAUCAGAAGAGAAUUUCCGGAGAUGAGAAUCUUUCGAUUCUGGGAGCGACCUGUGGGUCCUCAUCCCAUCCCAAUGUUUGAGGUGGAUACUUUUACGCCUCACAUGACAGGGACGUUAUUCUCCUGGCUGGUGGUGAACCGUGGACCUUGCUCUGUCCUCAUCCAUCCCAAUACUGGAGACUCGUAUCGUGACCAUACAGAGCUUGUGACUUGGAUGGGUAGGCCCUGGCCUUUGAAUACCGGUGUAUUGAACCGCCAAUGAAGUCUAGAUUCGAGCAAAUCACCUGCUACUAGCGGAGAAGGGUUGUGCUGUAACGAAAGUCAGGAUUGUAUUUUUAGCGGAGAAUAUGCCAAAUCUUAUGCGCUGGAUGGGAUAUCGGGUGUAGCCUGACAAGUAUCAUGUAUAAAUAAAUCAGUAAGGC